This is a messenger RNA of Plasmodium knowlesi strain H, 876 nucleotides long. Its product is annotated as conserved Plasmodium protein, unknown function. The transcript is spliced from 2 exons. The coding region runs from base 1 to 876 and encodes 291 amino acids. NCBI's taxonomy places the organism in Eukaryota, Apicomplexa, Aconoidasida, Haemosporida, Plasmodiidae. The record is from RefSeq and is a predicted model, not a curated record.
AUGGAUAAAUUAAAAAGCAGUGGCGAUUAUCUGCCGAAUAGGAAAAAAAAUUCGGAAUGCGCCUUAGGGGAUAAAACGAAUGAUGAUCAAAGGGGGGCAUUAAAGGAGCCAUUAAGUGAACCAUUGACGGAGCCAACGUUCUCACGUAACGCAAUAAAAAAGGGAUCUUUGUCUAACUCUCAUUUAGAAGAAAAUGACAACAUGACUGAAGAACAAACCCCAUUUCAAGGCGGUGAAAAAGACACACGACUGCGAUGCAGAAGCUACGUGCACGAUAGGGUGGACGUGAAAGACGGAGAUGCUCUUUCAAGUAUAAACACAAGUGUGACAAAUAGCAUAGUUUCGGCGAAUUCUUAUAUAGCAGAAGAUUCUUUUGAAAAAUUUUUUCAAAUAAGUAGAGAAGCGAAACAGGAACUAUCUGAACAUGUAAAUAAAUUAUUAAACCAUGCGAAUGAGUCUGAUCGGUUCGAGACCCCCAGGAAAAAUAAUACCGAAAUUGACAAACGCUACGAUCAGAUGAACAGAAAAAGGAACAACACCAAACGGUCAAAAAACAAAAGCAAAAAAAAAAAAGAAGUCACUUAUGAUCAAGAUGAUGUGUAUGGAAAUUUCACAAAAUUGAGAACAUUAUAUGAUGGGGCAAAUGAAGCAACUUCCUACUUUAUGACCAACGUAUUAAAUAAAAAGAUAAAUAUUGAAAGGAAUAUCGUGAAGUAUGAUGAUAUGUUGUCUAAACAUAGUGAGGAGUUCUUUAAAAGGUUUGAGCUCUUAGAUCAAGAGGAGGAGUCCAUGGAUGAGGCAGAAACAGGGAUCAGUCUUGUGGAUAACAUAUGUGAGUACUUCACCUACGUGAUGUUCCUAGCGUUGAACAGGUGA